AUGGACAGCGGUUCGACAUCGGGACUAGUGCAGUGUUCCUCAGUGGACACAGCCUGGAACGACUGGAUUUUCGACUCAAACUAUGCACACGUCAACGAGGAAGAUUUGGCUGCUGAAAUAUCUAAACUGAAUGAAUUGGCUUACCAGACAGGUGAGGAAGGCCUAGUCGUUGGAGGUCAGGAUCCGGGUAUGUCUGUAAGAAUAGAUGUUGAAAAAUCUUUAGAAACAAACAAAUCAAAAUACGAAACAGUUAUAGAUACUUUUGAUGAGGAACAAAUCAAACUUGAUUCAGAAAUUUUUGGAGGUUAUGUUAGCUCAGUUUUACAAUAUCCAGACAUAGUUCAGUGCCCUACAGUUAGCCGGGAAGACAAUAUUGAUGAAGCGCCUGUAUAUAACAAUGAAGAGGUGAUACUAUCCAGAAACAAGAGAAAUCCGACUGAGCCAGUGGUACCCCUGAAUGAUGUCGCCCUCCAAAGCGAGGUGUCUUUCUCCCCUCCAGAUGCAGCAUCUACAAUAACUGUCCAUGCCGAUACGUCUUUUCCACAUAACUCCUUGGAUACUGGUAUCGCCGCGACACAUGAAGAAGGAUAUUUGUUCCCAAAAGCUGAUUUUGAAGUUGUUAUCGGAUCAGAUGAAAAUACGCCAGGGGAUAGCAGUACGAAUCCUAAGGUAUCAUGUAGUAAACAUCCAGAUGUGGUGGCUGAGAGUUACUGUAAAGUAUGUGACGAGUUAGCUUGUACGAACUGUGUCUUCUGUCUACAUGGCGGGCACCAGUUAGAGCCAGUCAGUGACGCAAUAGAGACAAAGAAACAGGAGCUUGUCGAGAUGCUAGAUAUCCUUACCGAGAACUACAUUCCAAAGCUGCAUCACCGUAUCAUCUCAAACAAACAAUUUAGUCAGAAGUAUGAGGAUCAGUUUGACGAGGUAAUGAACGAAAUAAAAACUAGAGAAUCAAAACUUCAGAGUCUGCUUAGAAACACCACUGCAGCAAAUAUCGCGAUACUUUCGAAACAUAGAAAACAGCAAAAGGAAAGGUCUAGUCGGAUAGAGGCAGAAUGGGACGAUCGUCUAGUCCAUAUUCGGGACCUUGUGAAAGAAGGAAAUACAAUGAGUACGCCUGGUAAGGCUUUCCAGGUGGUCAAGGAGCUAAGAUCAACUCUCCAGUCUCUAGACGUUGCACUAGAACAACUCCAGGGUACAAUACCGUCACCGACAUUGGCUAUUAGUGACAUAUCACAGGAUAAGGUGACCGAGUUACUGGGCGCGCUUACAACAAUCGAGGACAAAGGCAUCGAACGACCACUAAGACUGAAUCUAGAACUUCACACCACAUUUAGAUUUACCAAGAAUUCGGUCUGGGCGCUUGUAACACAUGGGAACGGAUCCGCAUGGAUCGCGGCGCACGAGGACUCCACAAUCCGCCUUGUGACAAAGACCGGGGUUGUUCUUAGAUCAGUCACUCUUUCGGCUAAAGUGUAUGACAUCACGGUGAAUGUUGACGGGAAUCUCUUGAUUUCUGCCGUCCAUGAUAGCCACAUAUGGCAGCUUUCCUCUAACCGGGAUGUCACGAGGUUCGUAAAAUUCAAGGGCAUGUAUCCCUGUGGGCUGUUUGCAUCUCCGAAAGGUCACGUAUUUGUCGGGGUUGUCGGAGGGGGUCUUCGGGACAAACACGCGAACAGUAGACAAUUCGUCGUUAAAAUUUCGCCAGCGGGCAAAGUCCUGCAGAGAUUCGAAAAAGACGCGGUAGGUAACGCUCUCUACUCCCUUCCCUACAGGAUACACGAGAACACUAAUAACGAUGUAUGUGUAGUAGACUGGACGGACUCCGCGGAGGCUAGACUAGUAGUGACUGACCACACCGGUAAACUCAAUUUCAUUUACACCGGAUUUGAGGAAGAUGCACACUCAUUCCGUCCUGGUGGACUCACGUGCACACCCGCAGGAAUGAUAUUGCUAUGCGAUAUAUACAGGGACAUUAUUCACGUGCUGAACAGAGAUGGCCAGUGUGUGAAUUUGCUGAACUCUCAGAGGCUUGGCGGUUUCUAUGGUCCUUGCGAUAUCAGUCUGGAUAAAGACGGAUAUCUGUGGGUCGGUGGUUGUAAGGGUAACGUGCAGUGCCUUCGAUACAAUCAGUGA
Ylistrum balloti is the source of this 2136-nucleotide messenger RNA. RefSeq names its product E3 ubiquitin-protein ligase TRIM71-like. The transcript has a single exon. The record is from RefSeq and is a predicted model, not a curated record. NCBI's taxonomy places the organism in Eukaryota, Metazoa, Mollusca, Bivalvia, Pectinida, Pectinidae. The coding region runs from base 1 to 2136 and encodes 711 amino acids. Gene Ontology annotation, molecular function: zinc ion binding; protein binding.